Molecule: messenger RNA, 372 nt
Organism: Prosopis cineraria
Lineage: Eukaryota; Viridiplantae; Streptophyta; Magnoliopsida; Fabales; Fabaceae
Exons: 1
Coding region: 1-372 (123 amino acids)
Source: RefSeq, a predicted model, not a curated record
AUGGGCGACCAUGUUUUCUUGAAGGUUACACUAAUGACAGGCAUUAGGAGAUCAAUUCGAGCCAAGAAGUUGACUCUAUGUUUUAUUGGUCCCUUUGAAAUCCUAGAGCAGAUUGGGACACUUGCCUACCGAAUUGUGUUGCCACCUCAUCUCAUGGGUGUGUAUGAUGGGUUUCAUGUCUCUCAAUUAAAGAAGUAUCAGCCUGACCCGUCUCACAUAAUUGAACCUGAAGAUGUUGAGUUAUGGGAGAACUUGACUUAUUUAACUGAGCUUGAGAGAAUAAACAAUGUAAAAGAGAAGCAGUUGAGGAAUAAGAUCAUUCGUCUAGUUAAAGUGAUAUGGAAGGGAAUGACUCUUAAAGAUGCUACAUAG